Messenger RNA from Ilex paraguariensis (yerba mate), 2879 nucleotides. NCBI's taxonomy places the organism in Eukaryota, Viridiplantae, Streptophyta, Magnoliopsida, Aquifoliales, Aquifoliaceae. The record is from the annotation of a GenBank genome assembly.
ACUCACUGAAUCUCACAGAGAGAGAGAGAGAGAGAGAGAGAGCGCGCAAUGGGCAACCGACGGUUUUCGCUGGUAGCAACUAGCGACGACGAGGACGACGCACCACCACCACGUCCGUCGUAUUCCGCCAACACCGAGGAAGACCAAAGGAAUCUCAGGAAACGUAAGAAAAUGAAGCUUAACGAAGAAGAAGAAGAAGAGGAGGAAGCACCAAGGACAAAGAAAAAUAAAGGCAAAGAAAUCGAACAGUCCUUGAGCGGUGAUGAAGAAGAGGUUAAGGAAGAGGCUUUGCAGGAGGAUGCUAAGCCUAUUGGAGAGGUUAUUAGGGUUUCUGGAAAAGGUCGCGGGAGGCGAAACCACUUCGGGGUGUUCGAGUACGAUGGACUUCAGUAUAAUCUCGAGGAUCCUGUGCUUUUAGUUCCCGAGGAAUCAAAUCAAAAGCCGUAUGUGGCCAUAAUUAAGGAUAUCACACAAACCAAAAAUGGGAGCAUGAUGGUUACUGGGCAGUGGUUUUAUCGUCCUGAGGAGGCAGAGAAAAGAGGAGGUGGAAAUUGGCAGUCACAAGAUACAAGGGAACUAUUCUAUAGUUUCCAUCGUGAUGAAGUUCCAGCAGAAUCUGUGAUGCACAAGUGUGUGGUGCACUUUAUUCCUUUAAACAAGCAAAUUCCAAAACGUAAACAGCAUCCUGGUUUUAUCGUCCAAAGGGUGUAUGACACAGAACAAAGGAGACUUUUUAAGCUGACAGAUAAAGAUUAUGAAGACAACAAACAGCAUGAGAUUGAUGUUCUUGUUCAGAAGACUAUAUCUCGAUUGGGAGAACUAAUUGACAUCGAGACCGAAGAUAACACUGCUGAUCAGGAAGAUCAGUUGAAAAAUAAACGACUGCUUCGGAAAAAGAGCAUGCCACCUCUGGAUGUUUCAAGGGAGGAAGAAGCCACCAGGUCUGGUCAAUCUCUAAAAGCAGAAACACCAGGAAGCUGUACUAGUACGGCUUCUGGAUACCACAAUAUUCUAGCAAACUUCAAGGCCUUAACUGGUGAAAUACAGCGUGACAAGUGGUUGGAAAAGCUUCUCCAAGGAGUUGAAUUUAUUUGCACUUCUACAAAUAGCGGGGACAAUGAGGGCAAAGAAAAAGGUGGAUCUGAUGGUACUGACCCUUCUAGGGAGAGUAAUGUCUCAAAAGUUGCAAAUGGAUCUCAAGGCAAGAAUCUCAAUGUUGAUUUAUCUUUUCGAUGGCCAGAUGCUGCUGUUCCUGCUAUAACUGCUCUUGAGAAGGCCUCACAUGAGGCUCAUUCCGCAGAUUUUCUGAAGUAUAACCAAAAGAUGAGGCAGCUAUCUUUCAAUCUUAAGAACAAUGCAGCAUUAUCGCGCCGUUUACUAAAUGGAGAGCUGGAACCUUCAAAAAUACUAAACAUGUCACCUACUGAGUUAAAGGAAGGUUUGACAGCAGAGGAGAUGGCAAGAAAGCAACCUCAGGAGUCUGAGCGGAUGCAGGUUCCAUUUAUAUGUCAAAUUGUUUUUAUUUAAAGAUGUGUGGAAGAAACAUGGUUGUCACGUCUGAGGACAAACGACAUUGGACGUGACAAUUACCAGUAAGUGGAAAUAAGUGGACAACGUUUAGAAGCUUUUCACCAUGUUGGCUGUCAAAUACAAGAUUGGUUCCUUCUCAAAGAUUUGAUGGGUCGACACUUGCUUCUUGCUUAUUCAAAAUCCAGUACUAUAUAUCUUUAAGGGAAGGAGUGCAUCGCCUUUUCUUCAUUCCUGGAACCUUUUGUUUCUUAUUUUUGCCUUCUCACAGGAUGCUGUGGCGUUUGUGUAGUUUUGCUCAUGGAAUAUAGUCAUAGAGUAUUAAUAGUGAAGAAUAAUUGUUAUAAAGGAUAAAUUACAAAACAUUAAAUCCCUUGGUCUUAUGCACAAUUGAACCAUUUUUUUAAGUGCCCAAACAGAAGCUGGGCAAUGUCCACUUGUUGGAGGGUGAAAGUGUUAUUAGGACUCCAACUUGAAGAAGGCUUUAUUUCAGCACAAAGUGUCCUGCACAUCAUUAUUUUUGUUGUUGGGGGUUCAUUGCUAGUGGUGUAUACAAUUUUUUUUUGUUUGCAUUUAUUAUGCUGUCAUCUUAUCAUUUGACUUGUGAGACAGAUGACUGAUGCUCGCUGCAAAAGAUGCAUGGAGAAAAAAGUUGGUCUAAUAGACAUUAUUCAAGCUGGACAUGGAAAUCGUUAUCAGCUGGAAUGUAUUGCAUGUGGGAAUACGUGGUAUGCAUCUAGCGAUGCCGCAUCUACACUGACAAUAGACGGGCCAAAUUCUUCGAGGACUGUUGGCACUGCACCAUUGGCCACUGCCAAGUUUGAAGAUGUUGAGAAGUUGGUCAGUCCACGUGCAUCCGAUAAGUCAACCAGCGACACUCUGAAGAAAACCACAGAGGCUUACAUGCCCGUCUUGGACAACCAGAAAUCAUUCAACAAAUCCAGAACUGGAGACAACCCCGCAACCACUAGUGCUCAGUAGGAUCUGCUACGCUGAUUCUAUAGGUUUUCAGUCGCUAGGUAAUCAUGGUUCACUCCUACAUAUAGCUAAUUAUAUCAAUAUUUGGUGUCACCUUACAGAUUUCCAUGUAAAAUGUUUAACCAUCUAGAAGCGAUGUCAAUAGUUUUUUUUCCCCCUCUUUUCUUAUGUAGACUGGAACAGUUAUCUUCUUGGGUGAUUUGAGAGUUUUGCAUUUGCCUAUAGGAUUGCCAAUGGAUUAGAUCUAGAUCUGAAUUUUGAAUCUGCGAUACCAAUUAGAUUCGGAUUUGGAUUGUAUUGUUGAUUAUCUGAAAUCUUUGUAUCUGAUCUGAUUAUAAUUUGAUUUGACAUACUAUAUAAAAAUAUAUAUGAGA